UACUCCCGUGCGCUGCUCCCGAUCCGCGGACUCAUGGCCACGGGCAACCCGCCGCUCCUGCCCGCGCCGGGGCUGCCCGUUUCGAUGCCUCGAGCAGCACCCCCGGCAACGGCGGCGGGGGUCCCCAUGCCGCCCACCUUCCUUCGCCCUCCCAGCUUCUUCGUGCGCGCCGCGGCCGCCGCGCUUUCCGCGGGCAACGCUCCAAGUUGCUACGCGCAGGCGGCGGUGGGCCUGGAGCGCGGCGUGGGUUACCCGCGCACGCCGAAGUGCGCCCGCUGCCGCAACCACGGCGUGGUGUCGGCGCUGAAGGGCCACAAGCGCUUCUGCCGCUGGCGGGACUGUGCGUGCGCCAAGUGCGCGCUCAUCGCGGAGCGGCAGCGCGUGAUGGCCGCCCAGGUGGCGCUGCGCAGGCAGCAAGCGCAGGAGGAGAUGGACGCGCAGGGCGGCGGGGGGACUCACCCCAACCAGCCGCAGAAGCGGACGCCUGUUGCGGCUCGCCUCAGCUCCGGGAGGCAGGCGGAGGCCGGCGGCGCUGAAAGCGAGCCGGCUCCCAAGAAUUCCUCUCCGGAGUUCCAACGCGGGCGAAGAGAAGAGAAGAUUCAGAAGUAUGACUUCUACUGCAGUGGAUCGGGCAGUUCUGUAGUCCAUUUGCUUACACCGUCUCUGACAUCUUCUCCUGAAGUUGCUGGAAGCAAUCAAGAGAAGCCACCCGAGAUGCAGGCUUUAAGUAAAGAGAUCUCUUUAUCGGGUCCUGAUGAAUCUUUAGAAGGAACUGACAGCCCAGCCUCUUCGUCUUCUUCGGACAUGGAAUCAGGAAACGAAAGCGAGUGUCCCAAGGAUUUUGUUCCCUGUAAUGCCAGUGUCCCUCCUGUUCCUGCUGCUGACGGUAGCUUAAAGCGCAGAGACCCCCUCAAUAUUCUUACCAAGGUCUUCCCUAAUCACAAAUCAAGCAGGUUGGAAAGAGUUCUGCAGCUCUGCAGAGGAGACAUAGUCCAAGCUAUAGAGCAGAUCCUGAAUGCCAGCGAACACAGGCAAGGAUUCCGGGAGCUUGCAAUCCCAGUCUUGCCCGAAUGCAGUGCUUUUCAGAGAUCUUCCGAUUUUGGCCUUGGAAUAGAUGUCGCAGCGCUUGGCAACAAGUCAGCAUUUGUGCCUCUUCAAACCAGCUCGGCCUCUUCCAGGAGAGAGAUGACCUUUUAUGGCUUAAGCCCUAGACUUGGACUCGGACCUCUAAGAGUGACUUACUCUCCUCCAGGAAGAGCGUUACCUGGAUUGAUGGCACCGUACCUGAGGAAUGGCUUGUUUCCUGCUUUUCCUUUCCAUCCAGUGGUGGAUUCUUCCUUUUCAGGGGUGAUCAAAGAUGCGUCUUAUUCCCCCAGUGAAGACAAGCUUUUCAGUACCAAGAUGUACGCCAGGUUAAAUGAAGACCGCAAAUAGCAUUUUGAUCGACAGUUGUUUUUUUCUUAGUCUAAUUUGUUCAGUUGUGCUGAUUACUCGUUGUGGAGCCCGAUCCUUAAAUGUACAUCCAAUAAAGAGAAAAUUAGUAUUAAAUCCUUCAUUUAAAAAAAAAAAAAAAGGCUGCCACAGGGUUCUUCCCCCCAAAUCAGUUGAA
This is a messenger RNA of Pseudonaja textilis, 1609 nucleotides long. It is a transcript of the gene DMRTA1, whose product is annotated as DMRT like family A1. Gene Ontology annotation, molecular function: RNA polymerase II cis-regulatory region sequence-specific DNA binding; DNA-binding transcription factor activity, RNA polymerase II-specific; protein binding. Gene Ontology annotation, biological process: sex differentiation; regulation of transcription by RNA polymerase II. Lineage: Eukaryota; Metazoa; Chordata; Lepidosauria; Squamata; Elapidae. Gene Ontology annotation, cellular component: nucleus. The record is from RefSeq and is a predicted model, not a curated record.